Cydia pomonella (codling moth) is the source of this 8481-nucleotide messenger RNA. RefSeq names its product protein disabled (gene Dab). Bases 733 to 4875 code for a protein of 1380 amino acids. The transcript is spliced from 19 exons. The record is from RefSeq and is a predicted model, not a curated record. NCBI's taxonomy places the organism in Eukaryota, Metazoa, Arthropoda, Insecta, Lepidoptera, Tortricidae.
UAUAGAAAAUUAUUCUCCAACCCUUGCAUGAAAACAUUGAUUAAGUACCCUACUUACUUAUGUAAGAAUAAGAAUAAAUGUUAUUAUCAAUAAAACACAUAACAGAAUAUUUCAGGGUAAAAAGUAAUGUUUAGUUUACAUAAAAUAUACGUACAUAGUGAACAUUAAAUAAUAAGAAUCAUAUUUCAAUUUCAAUUUUCCAAUAGGAAUUUAGUUUCCAGCCACGUUUUCCUUUAUUUUAUCUGUCUCUAUUUUUCCUGUAGCAAUUUUUUAAACAAUUACAUUAUUACAAAAAACCAUCCAGCAGGAAUCCUUAUUCAAAACGAAGCUUUUCACCAACAUGAAACAUCGCACGUCAAACUCGAAGGGAACCAUAAAAGUUGCAUAGUAGGGUACGAAUAUUGAUCAAGGGUUGGUCUGUGUGUUAGUGCGCACCCCUCGCUGCGCGCUAGUGUGUGUGACCCUCGCCCGUGUGCCGGCCAUCGCGCCCCGAGAUAACUCACAAAAUUUAUAAACACUAAAUACACGAAUAGUCUAACAAAGAGUAAACACUCGCGUGAAAAAGGGAUUAUUCGUAAUGGAAAGUAGAGACCGCGACAAAAUUGUAGACAGAAAACGUGCCCGUCUUUAUAAAAAUCAAUAAAUCACGUAGCGAAUCCUCCAAUAAAAUAUAACGUCCGCGUGGAGUGCAUUACAGUGCUGCUUGCAUUUCAGUGAUCUAAAGAUCUACCGAUGUUCAAUCACAAGCUACCGACUGACUUUCCAAUGCAAACCCUUCGUAAGAAAACCAGCCCUUGCAAAUACAAGAACGAGCCGGGCCGUUUCCUGGGCGAGGGGGUGUCGUUCCGGGCGAAGCUGAUCGGAGUGUUGGAAGUGCCGGAGGCGCGGGGGGACAGGAUGUGCCAGGAGGCGCUGGCGGACUUGAAGAUGGCGAUCCGGGCGGCGGGCGAGCACAAACAGCGGAUACAGGUGCAUGUCGCCAUUGACGGCCUGAGGCUGCGGGAUGACAAGACUGGCGACUCGCUGUACCACCAUCCGGUGCACAAGAUCUCCUUCAUCGCCCAGGACAUGACGGACUCGCGCGCGUUCGGUUACAUAUUCGGCGCUCCUGAUACUGGCCACCGAUUCUUCGGCAUUAAGACUGAUAAAGCUGCUAGUCAAGUAGUCAUAGCAAUGCGUGACCUGUUCCAAGUGGUAUUCGAGCUGAAGAAGAAAGAGAUAGAGUUAGCGAAACAGCAGCUCGAAGGGAAAUCCGUCACCAGCAGUCUAGUGAGACACACCUCCACCAUCACCGAUGUUAAAUCUAAGAAUAUCACAACAAUCGGCGAGACGAGCACAUCGACUCCAAAAAGCCAAGACACAGCCGAAGGAGGCGUCGCAGAAUUAGUAGAUUUGGAGCAAGAGCUCAGCUCUUUGAGGAGAGGAUUGACGCAGGUUGAGGGCCUGACGCCGUCUACGGAUCCUUUCGGGGACUCGUUUAUAGUGCCGUCACAGAAAGGUCUUCUGCCGCCGCCCCCCGGAGUCAGUACUACAGCGCGAUCACGCUCCUCAGCAUCCUCGUCCGCCUCCGCCUCCGCUACCGCUUCCGCUACUCCGUCAGCGACCGCUUCCGCGCCGCGCACCGUAUUCAGUCCCAAUAAGACGCAACUGCCUUUCGAUCUACCACCGGAGUUGGAGCCGCCGGUGCCGCAACGGGUCGAGCCUGAAGCUCCGGAGCUCAAAAAUCCGCCAAAGAAAGUGCUCAAAGACCUCGUUCCGACCACUCAAUCUCUCCUAACUGAGAUGUCAGAAAAAGAGUACGGUCAAAAGACUAUGACGUCAUUAACUCGGCAUUCUGGUGGCACAGUUUCUAUCGGACGACCGUUGUAUUCCGCCGGGAAUUUUUUCGCGCAAAUCGAUCCGUUCGAGGAGACAGAUCCGUUUGACAGCACUGAUCCUUUUUCGGACUCGUUUAAGGAGGAUCCAUUUACGAGUAUGCAGGAGUUUCCUAAGCAGAGGCGGAACAAGAAUUCGAUCACGAUGCGAGAGGAGUACGGUCGGAAGCUUGAUAGAGCGGAGUUGCAAUCGCAGCAAACGCAAUUGCAAUCGCAGUCGCAGCCGCAAACGCAGUCGCAAGUACAAACGGAGGUGAAGAAUGUGUUCAAUGGGCCGCUGCAGGUCACGCUGCCACCUGAACCCAUUCCUAAGUCUCCUAGGCUACAAAGACAGAACACCGACACAAGCACAAUCCGGCAGCGUCCCCAGCCCAGUUCGAAACUAAACGCAGACAGCGCGUCCCCCCCGCCCCCCCUGCCUCCGAAGAAGGUCGGCGAGCUCGGCGCGGCGCGCCCGCCGCCGCGGCCCCCGCAGCUCGAGGACGAGGGCCCGCCGCUGCCGCGCCCGGCUAGGAAGAGGGAACCUCUGGCGGACCGCAGCAUGAAGCCGCGUCUAUCAUCAGCAGCCACAACUAGUAGCGAGGACGAGUAUCUGUCGCCCGCGCCGCCUCCCCUGCCUGCCGCACGUCGGUUCGACAUCACCCUCAGUCAGCUACUCACUUGCAGUAUGGAAGAGCUAGCUCACAGGUUAAGAGUUCCAGCGGCGACGUUGUCGUCCAUGACCCUACCUCAACUCACGGAUUACCUCCGGUCCUACCUCGCUGCUGACAAUGAUAGAGCGCAUAUCCACAUAGAACCUUCACAAUCAGAUAAAGACAAAGAAAGACCUCCGCUUUCCAUAGCGAUGUCGACCACAAUAUCCGACAAACCCCCUCCAACGACCUCAUCAGUUACAUCCAUAGCGUCCGAGUUCAAGCCGCAGUUCGAAGACAACUUCGCUCCUACAGAAACGGGCGAAUUCGUCGCGAACUUCGACGAUUUCGACAAGAAAGCGAACCCUAGCUACGACCGAUAUGCCGCUUUUAGAGAAAUACAAGAACAAGAACUGCAAGCUAAAUCCAUAUUAGAUCCUAUUGACGAUAAUAACGCCGAAGAAGCUAAACAGGACUCUGAUGAAAAAGAAGAAUUAGCAGCAAUAAACGAUAUAAUGAUAGCCAAUCAAGAAGAAGUGAAGGAAAACAAUCGUAGCCCCCUGAAAACGCUAGACGAACUAACGUUAGAUUCUUUCAAUAUGUUCAGACAAUCCGUCAGUCCAAAACCGACUCAAAUCGACGCGAAAAUCGAAGACAUAAAAUCAGUUAUGAAGAAUUUGCAAUUGGAACAGUCCAGAAGAUCAGUAUCGCCUAGAGACAAUAACACAGAAGUAAAAGUUGAAGAUAAUAACGAUAGAUAUGCGGCGUUACGUGAAAUAACUAUAACAGAGCCCCAAGACGAAUUUGAGUCAUUACCACCCGAAGCGCCUAAAGAGCGAAAGCGAUCUGAUGAGAAAUCAGAUGGAUUCGAUAACAGUGACUUCUUCGACUGUAUUGACAACAGCAGUCUGUCCUUUUCGCACGUGGAGGAAGCGUUCAGGAAGAGUCCAGUGGUGAAAGAGAAGGAAGAGGUGAAAGAGAAGCCGGUAGAGCUGGCGCCUGUGAGGGAUCUGCAGCCGCCUCAGAGGCUGUCUACGGGGUCGAUUAGCGAUGUGGCUAGCGGGUCUUCCCCGGAUACUAAAGUGCAAACGUCGUCAUCGUCGCGUGACGUGUCUCCGUGGGACGAGGAGCCCCCUCCGAGCCGCCUGCAGCGGCCUCCGCAUCGCGACAGGGAAUCUAGGCACAACUCAUCGCAAGGCUCAAGAGAAUGCCUAGACUCCGGCAGCGGGCGAGAGAAGGACAAAAUACGAGACAAAAGAGACAGCCGCGACAGAGACAGAGAUCUCAGCAGAGAGGGACGGGAGUCUCGAAGGGAUUCGGGCAGCGGUCGGGAUCGCCGUGACGUUAGCAAAGAUCGUGACCAUAGAGACCAUAGAGAUCGGCAUCGGAGGAGUAGAGAUAGGGAAAACGAUACGUGGGACAGAGACAGAACGUAUAGCAGAGAGAGAGAGCGAGACAGGACGUAUAGCAGAGAACGGCCGAAGGAUUACAGGGAUAAAGAAAGGGACAGACAUAGGAAGCCGCGGCAUUCGUAUGAUGAGGAGGAAGAUUACAGCGACGGUUGCGGGUCUGGCAGGUCGUCUCCCAGGGGCUGGGGCUCCGACCAGCGGUGGCGAAGCAACGAACGAAAUUAUGGCUCAUUGGGGUGGCGUGAGUCCAGGCGGCGGAAUGAAGGCAGGCAGGUUGACGAACUUAGCGAACGAAGGUACGGAUCGACGCUCGGCUGGCCGUCGCGUCGCUCCAAUAACAGUUCCUCCCGCCGCGAUUCCGAUCGCGACACACGCGACCCCCGUGACCCCCGCGAGCGCGACCCCCGCGACCCCCGCGACCCUCGCGAACCCCGCCGCCGCUCAAGGCGCGAAGAUCCUCGCCAACGGCGUGACUAUCGGUUCUCGAACGACUUCUCGCCGCGGGAGCGGACGAGUCCGUUCGACAAUGACUUCGCGGAGCCCCCGCCCGCGAGGAAGAAGGCGCCUUAUGCAAAUCUGGAAGGAACGAGGUUCGCCUUCGAGUCGGAAGAGAUCACCGCAUCCCCCCUGUCGACGAGCAGCGCGCGGCACGAGGAGCCGGCGUCGCGCUUCCGCUUCGACUCGGACUCGGUGUCGCCGCGCUCCAUGUUCGAGGACGACUUCACGCUGGCCGCGCCGCGCGCCCGCACCGCCUCCAUCGCCGAGGAGGACGAGGACGUGCCUCCGUUACGGCCCAAGCCCCAACCGACGCACAGGGACAUAAAAAAAUCGGAAUCCGUCAAUAUCUUCUCGCGCGAGUCCGACCCGUUCGAGAGCGACGACUUCUUCGCCUGCACCGGCUCCGCCCGCGCCGCGCGCCGCGAGAACUGGCCCGGCGACUUCCAGGGGUUCAAUGCGUGAGGCCGAGUCCGCUUCGUCGCGGGACCGUACACAGAGUAGGCCACUCUGGGAGGACGGCUUGUAUGUCUAUGGUGUGACAGACGACGUAGUCUUGCUACGCUUUAACGUGUGGCUAUAGAGUGUGACGGAUCCGACCGCGCUGCGCGCCGCGGGAACUGGCCCAAUGACUUCCAGGGAUUUAAAGCGUGAGGCCGAGUACUUGUUUCUAAGGCUAACUAGUCGGACGAUUUGUCUAUGGUGUGACAUAUAGCGUUACUGAAGUGAAGACUUGUUAUUCAAGACAGGUGUUACGGACACCCGUCUGGACCCGGUGGCCUAGGGGACUUCCAAGGAUUCAACGCGUGAGACUGGGUUGGCUUCGUUGUAUGACCGCAGAAUAGUGAACUCAGAGUACAGCCUAUAUAUCUAUGGUGGACGUUUUUGAAGAAUAGUGCUCCGCUCCGUCCUGUGGACUCGGGGAGUGCAGCCUAUACGCCUACUCAAGUGACCAUGGACGAAAUACUGGUCUUGCACAACCCUACGGUCACCAUACACAGCUGAAUUCAGAGCUUUAUUGUCUAUUAUUAUUGUGUACUAACAGAAUUCCUGUAUCAUAGAAAAUUGGAUCUGAAAUAGGUCAGUUUCAUGGGGCAGAUUUAUGUGACCAUAGGUAUAAGAUCAGUGAAAAUUCGGCUCUGAAUUUAGAUGCGUCUGUGGUGGCUAUUAUAAAUGUGUAUGGUGUGACGAAACAGCGUUUGAGGACCGAAUAGUGAAAAGUCUUGCCAUAUACCUAAGGAUCUCACCUUAAUAGUGUUUUAUGUUUAAAUUAAUCAUAGAUAAUUUGAAUAUAAGAAAUGUGAUCGUACAUCAUCAAUGAUAUUGUAAUCGACAUAUUGUUUCAUAAUUGUGCAAAUAGAAACACCAAUUCCAAGCUUUUCUACAAUAAUAUUUUGAAACAGGAAUCGAAGGCUAAAACACCGUAUCUCUUAUAUUCAAAUAUCUAUGAAAUUUCCCUACAAUGUUUCAUCCUUAAAUAGUGAGAAGCGUUACUUCUCCGUCUGAAUUAGGCCUUAGUGUAAGUACUAUUUAUACCUAACUAUAAAUUAUAGGCUAUGCACCCAUUGACCAUUUGUCAUCCUAGUAAUAUUAGGGGAAUUUCAAAAGAGUGACCGAAAUCUCCCUCGCAAUUUUUUCUUAACUAAUUAUAUUUUCGAUAUAGAUAGAGGGCAAAAGUGUAUUUUUUCAUACGUGUUAUAGAUGUUCGUUUCGUAUGAAUGACGCAUAAAGUAGUGCAAAAUAUUGUAGCCAUACAGCGCCAUCUACAUUAGCACGAUUGACUUUUUUAAUAAACAUUUAACGUUCGUAAAAGUUUCGGAAAUUUCAGGAUUUUCAUUUCACAGGUAACAAAGGAAACUUUAAUUAUGAAAAUGGACAAUUUCGAUUCCCACCCAAAAAUAUGAGAAGAUUUCGAAAUUUUUCCGUGUGGAAUUUUCACAAUUUUGGAAACAUUUCGACGGCACAUCAGUAAAUGCUUACUUUAAUGGAGUAAAAAAAAAUGUUUUUCGAAAAAAACGGGCACUUUUUUGUAAAUCCCCACAAGGCGUGUAGGUAUGGGUUAGAGUGGGCUCAACGUACAUGCCUGACGCAACCUGUGAUAUGUUCAAGCAACGCCCUUCUGCUUUGUUGAUGCUUUCAUAGUGCUGUAGUUACUAUUAGGAACCUGAGUUUCGCAGCGCACAUGGGAUUCCAAUAAGUCAAGACAUUUUCAUCAGUAAAGCACAGUCUACAUAAAAACACUAGGCUGCAAUUUAAUGAUGGAAAUGCUUGUCAAGUACGCGAAAACUAAGCAUAACGUCAAAAGAUUCUAAGGCGGUCUAUUCACUGGCGGUGCACCCGAUAUUGGCACCAGUUAUUUAUUUAUUCGUAUGGCAGUAUGAUUAAUGAUUAUGUUCGUAAAUAUGUAUACAUUUUUUCACCUUAUUGCAACGGAUUAAGAUGAAGAAAUGUAUACAUAUUUAUGAACUCUACUGUACCUAUAACACGGUCCUUUGGGAUGUCUACUUUCUACUAUUGUCAGGGUGGCCGUUGCACAAAGUCGAUGGCUCCGUUUUGCCAAAGAGAAUUUGAAAUAGAGGUAGAUUGUCAAUUUUGUAGCCACAGUAAAUUUACUGCCAUCUUUCGACACAUACACAUGUGUUGGAAGAUGGCAGUAAAUUUAUUGUGGCUACAAAGUUUUCUUUGACAAUCCACCUCUAUUUCAAAUGCUCUUUGGGUUUGCUCUUACUUGACAUUUUUAACGUGGACUUAUACGUCGCAAAAGACCGUGAAAAAGGCUAAUCAAAAGUAAAGGUUAGCGAGGAGUUUUAUGAAUCAGUAGCAUAACUAUUGUUUUGGGCACAAAAGCUUCGUAUUUUAUAUUAUUAUAGCACGUUUGACCAAUGGGAUUUCAGAUAUUUCCGCUGCCUUCCAGCGAUUUUUGUACGAAUCAAGUAUUAAUAUAAUCAAUUUAUUUUAAGUAGAACUUGUUUGUAAGUAUAUAAUUGUUACAGAUGUAAUGAGUACUGUUCCAUUUUUAUAGUAGACCCCGUUUUCUUUCACUGCAAUGUGACGAGUUUACAUGAGCAUUUAAUAAUUGCUAAAAAGAUCCUGUAGAUACAUUUAUUUAUAUCAUUUUUCUCGCUUUUGUAUAGUUUUCAUGGUCAAGAGAUGAAAAUUGGAUCUGAUAUGGGUCCAAAUGUAAGGAUGUAUAGUUUACCAUUUAAUAUGAUUUUUUAAGUAUGUAAAUGCAUUUCUUACCAAAUAACGAUCAUUCAUUAAGUUUUGAACUGAAGAGAAAGAUAAAAAUAAUAGUUGUAAAGUAACACUGUGAAUCAUUUCUGUGAUAUUUUAUGUUGAAUGUGAUGCUUAUUUAUUUUUCUGUUUUUUAUAAGUUUGACAUGAUUUUAUAUUCUAAUGGACUGGCUUUAUACAGACGCAUUUUUAUUUGUUAAUUAAUUUAUUUGUUACUAUACAGAUGGAUUAAUAGACGUGCGAAACCAUACAAGAAUUCGUGCCAACAAAAUCGUAGUUAAAUUAAAAACAGCGUGGACGAACUUUUUUCUCACCUAAACAGGUAAAUCUUAUGGAAACGGUGUCCGAAUACACUCACUGUUAAUUGACGAUUCGUAAACCUUAUUGCAAUACCAUAAGGUUUACAAAUGGAUAGUUAAGAGAGUUCCAGUUGGUACAUAAGCAGUGUCAUUGGCGCCAUCUAGUUAACUUCUACUUUGAUGUCACAAACUAUUUGUAUUUGCACGUCUAUAAGUUCUGUCGCCUGUAAUAUAAUAAAAACCUAAUCCAUUCAUAUAGAACACCAUAUACCUACUGUUAUGUAUCUCCAACAACAAUACUCGUAAAUAUUUUAUAGCAGUCAAUGAUAUUCAUGUGAACUAAAAUGUUACCUAUACCUAGUAUUUGCGAAGUCAGUUUUUAUAUAAAUGUAUUGUAUUUUUUGUACAUAAGGUAGUUAGAUGAAAUUAAUUAUGUGCAAUUAUUACCACCUUUACGGCGCAAUACCAAAGGUAUUUUAUGUUCUGUAACUGUUGUGUAAAAUAUUUGGAGUUAUUAAAUUAUAACAUCAUGAAUGAA